Messenger RNA from Corylus avellana, 1405 nucleotides. RefSeq names its product P-loop containing nucleoside triphosphate hydrolases superfamily protein. The record is from RefSeq and is a predicted model, not a curated record. Gene Ontology annotation, molecular function: ATP binding; ATP hydrolysis activity. NCBI's taxonomy places the organism in Eukaryota, Viridiplantae, Streptophyta, Magnoliopsida, Fagales, Betulaceae.
GAGUCAUACUCGACGAUAAUCCUCCAACUCCUCCAAUUCCAAAGAAAUGGCGCUCAACUCCUUUGCAUUUCCCCUUCAUUUCCUUCCGCUUGCUCCCACCGCCAAGUCCCCAUAUCUUUCGUUUUCUCUCCACUGUUCGAAGUCUUCUUUUCCCGAGAAAGCCGACGAUGGUAAAAACGACAGUAGUGGGGAGCCCGAGAGACCCGGGAGGCUCUCCGAGCAGUCAUCGUGGGAAGCCAAGGACUCUGAGGGGAGGGACUAUCUCUACAGGCUAGGUAAAGAGGCUGAUAACAUGAAUAUCGCAGUCGGAGCUAGGGCUGGCGUCAUCGAUGACCUCUUUGCCGGCAAUUUUCUCGGACGAGACUCGGAUAUUGUGUUUGAUUACCGUCAGAAAGUAACGAGGUCAUUUGAAUACAUUCGGGGCGAUUACUAUAUUGCUCCUCUCUUCAUGGAUAAAGUUGUAACCCACAUUGUCAAGAACUACAUUGCUCAUCUUCUCAAUACCAAGGUUCCUUUGAUCCUUGGUAUUUGGGGUGGAAAGGGGCAAGGAAAAUCAUUUCAGACUGAACUUAUAUUCCAAGCCAUGGGAAUUGAACCCGUCAUUAUGUCCGCUGGAGAGCUGGAAUCCGAAAGAGCUGGAGAGCCGGGAAAGUUGAUACGGGAUCGCUACAGAACAGCUUCUCAAGUGGUCCAGAACCAAGGCAAAAUGAGCUGCUUGAUGAUCAAUGAUAUUGAUGCUGGCCUCGGUAGAUUCGGAAACACUCAAAUGACUGUCAACAAUCAAAUUGUUGUUGGAACUCUGAUGAAUCUGUCAGAUAAUCCUACAAGAGUGAGUAUUGGACAAGAUUGGCGAGAAUCAGAUGUCACAAAUAGAAUUCCUAUCAUUGUUACAGGAAAUGAUCUUUCAACUAUUUAUGCUCCCUUGAUUCGUGAUGGAAGAAUGGAAAAGUUCUACUGGCAGCCUAAUCAUGAAGAUAUCGUCAAUAUUGUUUAUCAAAUGUAUGAGAAAGAUGGCAUUUCUAGGGAUGAUGUUAUAAGAAUAGUGGACAAAUUUCCUAAUCAAGCUUUGGAUUUUUAUGGAGCUCUUAGGUCUCGAACAUAUGAUAAGUCAAUCUCAAAGUGGAUCGAUGAUAUUGGAGGUGUUGAAAAACUUGGGGACAAAUUGCUUAGACGAAAAAAGAAUGAAAAGCUUCCUGUAUUCACUCCCCCAAAGCAAACGCCGGAGGCUUUACUUGAAUCAGGGUGCUCGCUGCUCAAAGAACAGCAGCUGGUAAUGGAGAGUAAACUCUCCAAGGAAUACAUGAAGAACAUUGAUGACUAGAAAGUAGGGCUUUGUUGAACGUCUUCUGUUAUGUUAUUAUUCUAUGAGUACAACGUUAUUGAUUGGUUACCCUUCAUUGGUUUA